This is a messenger RNA of Cetraspora pellucida, 222 nucleotides long. The record is from the annotation of a GenBank genome assembly. Lineage: Eukaryota; Fungi; Glomeromycota; Glomeromycetes; Diversisporales; Gigasporaceae.
AUGCUCCACAUCGAAUGUUUGGUAAAUGAAAAGUUUUUACCCAUCCGAUUUACGAAAAAAGCGAUAGAUAUUCGAGUAAUUGGCCAAAGUAUUAAUGGGCGAGAAUUCGUUUAUAAAACACGUUACUUGAAGGAAAGAGGAAUAAAUUUAAAGGAGAUUUUAAUAUACCCUAGUUUAAUGAGGGAGAGAAAGAUUGCAGAAGGCUUGACCAUUUUAUAUUAA